AUGCGCCAUGGCGCGCCUCUAGAAUGUGACGCGUUUAUUCCUUCAUCUCCGUCUUCCUCGGGCUUAGCGCAGCUCCUGGCACGGAGUAGCCCGCAGGACACAUUUGCUGGACAAACAGAUCAUCUGAACUGCCCUGCACUGUGGCUUGUGGCCCCCGUGCCACUUCCCGUGUCACUGGGGAGACGAAGCUACAGAGUUCUCCACCAAGAAGAGAAAGACUUGGGAUCCAGGGAACAAGAGAGGGGCAAAGGGAACCCCGUGGAAGUAGCAGGUUCUGGGAGCUGCCAGUCCAGACUGGGCCAGGUCAGAAGUGCUCUGGAAGACAUUUCUCCAAGAAGAGACGCCUUUAGUGGAGGACGCGGAAGCGCAGGUAGCCGCAGAGCCUCCCGGCGCAUGCGCGGCCUCCUGGCGCAUGCGCGCCCUCGGCGCCCGCGCUCCAGGCUCGUCUCAUCGGAUCCGCGCUCCCGGAAGUGCGUGGGGCUCGCGCUUAGGGCACGUGGCUGCGCACCGGGUCCGGGGCGCGGAGGUCAGGGCGCCGUGGAGCCGCCGGCCUCGGUCGCCGAGGCGGUGUCGUCCCUGACCAUCGCCGACGCGUUCAUCACGGCCGGCGAGAGCCCAGCUUCUCCGCUCCCCGCGCUCCCUAGGAGGUUCAUCUGCUCAUUCCCUGACUGCAGCGCCGGUUACAACAAGGCCUGGAAGCUAGAGGCGCACCUGUGCAAGCACACCGGGGAGAGACCAUUUGUUUGUGACUAUGAAGGGUGUGGCAAGGCCUUCGUCAGGGACUACCAUCUCAGUCGUCAUGCCCUAAUUCAUACUGGAGAAAAGUCAUUUGUUUGUGCAGCUACUGGCUGUGAUCAAAAAUUCAACACAAAAUCAAACUUGAAGAAACAUUUUGAACGUAAACAUGAAAAUCAGCAAAAACAAUAUGUAUGCAGUUUUGAAGGCUGUAAGGAGACCUUUAAGAAACAUCAGCAGCUGAAAAUUCAUCAGUGCCAGCAUAACAGUGAACCACUGUUCAAGUGCACCCAGGAGGGAUGUGGGAAGCACUUUGCGUCACCCAGCCAUCUGAAGCGACAUGGGAAGGUCCAUGAGGGCUAUAUAUGUCAAAAGGGAUGUUCCUUUGUGGCAAAAACAUGGACAGAACUUCUGAAACAUGUGAGAGAAACCCAUAAAGAGGAAAUAACAUGUGAAGUAUGCCGGAAAACAUUUAAACGCAAAGAUUACCUUAAGCAACAUAUGAAAACUCAUGCCCUAGAAAGGGAUGUGUGUCGAUGUCCAAGAGAAGGCUGUGGUAGAACCUACACAACUGUGUUUAACCUCCAGAGCCAUAUUCUCUCUUUUCAUGAGGAAAAGCGCCCAUUUGUGUGUGAACAUGCUGGCUGUGGCAAAACAUUUGCAAUGAAACAAAGUCUCACGAGGCAUGCUGUUGUGCAUGAUCCUGACAAGAAGAAAAUGAAGCUCAAAGUAAAACCAUCUCGUGAAAAAAGGAGUUUGGCCUCUCGUCUCAGCGGAUAUAUCCCUCCUAAAAGGAAACAAGAGCAAAGCUUAUCUUUGCCUCAAAACGGAGAGUCACUGAACUGUAAGGAAGACAGCGUGCUCUCUACAGUCGCAAUACUUACCCUCAACUAAACACCACAUUGCUUUGUUUAAAGGACUGCAGGCCAGUGAGCUUAGUUAUUUUCUCUCAGAGGCUGAUUCUUCUUUAUUAAAAUCAUUGAUGUAGAAUAUUUGAUUCCUUAUCAUCAGCUCCGUUUUCCUUAUUCACAGUGUCUCUUUUCUUGGUCUUUUGAGUUUCUCUAUGUGCAUUCUCUUCCUUGUUGCUCAAAUGAUGAAGCACACACACUAAAGCUUUUCCUCCUUUAAUAGCCUGUGGCCUGGAUGAGAAGGUAGCUAUUCCAGACAUAGUCUGGAGGAUUUGAUUAAAUAGCUCCUCCUAAAAAAGGAAAACAGCCAAAGAUUAGUAUAAAAUCAGUGUCUUUGAUGCUUUCCAGCAUUAAUGGUCUAACAGUCAUAAAAACAAGCAUUCUUGAAUUGCUGCAACUUGAGUAGCUAAUCAGUUCAUAUAUGUCUGGUUAAGUUGAUUGAAAUCUGUACUCCACGUAACUGAAUUAACAUACUGAAGGCUUGAUAGUCUUACUUUUCCAUUCUGUGACAGCUCUAAGGGGCUAUAUUUGGUCCCAGACUACCCUCUCCCAAAAACAGGUACAGAGCACUGAGUUUGGACAGUGGCAAAGUACCUCCUUAUACCAAAAAUGUUAGCCCAGUGCAGUUCCCAACAUUCACUCUAACACUCACUAACACAGAAUAACUUGGGUGAUUAAAAAAACAUAGACCUGGGCUGCAGAAAUUCUGAAUCAGUUGAGCUGGGAACUAGCUAGGCCUAAGUGACUCUAACGUGGAGCUAGGUUCAAGACCACUGUAUUUAGUGGAUGACAAAGUUAUCUACCUUUUAAAAGCAAAUUAGAUAUUCCAUAAACUUAUCCUGAAAUUGUCAACUGAUACCCACUUUCUGGAAGAGAGUUUGACUGUAUGAGACUUCUCAUGAGCACUUAUGAAGAGGAAACGAGAUGAAUCUUACUUCUUGUUCAAGGACAGAUAUUCUAUAACUUAUAAAACAAUAGUAUAAACCUUUUAUAUGAUAAAAUGUUUUCAUAUGGCAAAAUAUGCUGUAAUAGAAAAUGUACAUACAGUUUACUUGCAUUUUGGAAAACAAAUUGGAAAGCUUUCAUCACUGGGUUGUAUAAUUACCAGUCACUUUUCUUUGCCUUUAAAUUUUCCAGAUUCUCUACAGUUGUAUUUUUAGAUCAGAAAACAAAGAACUCAAGCAGUAACUCAUACCUGCUUUUACUUACCAUUUUAUUUUCUGGCUCGUCUACCUUUUUCCCUUUCUUUAUAGUAAUUUUAACUUGGUAUUUUUUCUUAAUCCACUGCUGAAUCUGUUUACUCUUUGUGUCCAAAUCAUGUUGUCCAAUAUUUGAAGAAAAAGUUACCUCCUUUAUCACAGUUGGUCCUAGUUUGAAACAGUGAGAUUUGGUGCCAGGACUAUUUACUAGUCUCCUUGAAACCUGAACUUUCCCACAUACACAUCAUAAAACCUUAGUUCGCCACCUCACGGUCCUCUCAUCUGAUUCAAUUUCACAGACCAGUAAAUGCUUUUUUUAAAUGGAGGAGAUAAACAUACAGGUGCCAAUUUUUUACUUGCCAAUUAAGGGUAUUUACAAUCUGAAUGCUUCCCUUUAUUGUCACCGUCAUUUGAUGAAAGAACGCUAGUAGAAUGGUUGUUUAAAAGGAUCAAGUUUAGCUCUGUGAUAAACUUGGUUUCCUUAUUUCCUCCUGGCGUGGGCCCAUGCUGGGGAGCACUCUUCUCAUGCCGCUCCCUCUGGUGCUCUCCUUGCUGCUGUGGGACCACACAGACUGCAUCGGACAGGAAGCUCCCUACAUCCUGUGCUCGCUCACUCUGUGUCCACAAGUCCUGCCUACUAGCACAUUAUUUUACAGGGAAGAAACAGGCUACUCAAAGGUGUUGGGACAACUGAGAGUUUUCAGAUGGAAAAAAGUGAGAUCUCCCCAGGUGGAUUAAUGGUCUAAAGGUGAAAAAUACUUUAAAACAAACAGAAGGAAACGCGAUGACUCAGGAUAAGGGAAGGAUUCCAUUAAGCAAAGACUGAUAAUUUUCCUAUGUCAAAUUUAUAAUGCUACUAGGUAAUAAAAAAGGCGUUUCUUAAGUGAAAAAUCUGAAUGGGAUAAAGUUCUUGCAUCAGAUAGAACAGGGAACACAAUAACUCAGGAAGAAAAAUAAACCAUCUAAGUAGAAAAAUAAGGGACUAUGGUGAAAUAUAAAUGGAAACAAGAUACAGUUUCUCACCAUUAGCAUGACAAAAAUUGGAGUCUGACAGAACCAAGUGUGAGUGAGGGUGUUCAGAAAGGAAUUUCAUAUGCUGCAUGGGCUGGCCAGUUAACUCAGUUGGUUAGAGCGUGGUGCUGAGAACACCUUGGUCCAGGGUUCGAUUCUUGUACCAACUAGCUGCCAAAAAACCCCCAAAAUUUCAUACAUUGCUAAUGAGAGCAUUUUGACUCAUUUCAGCACAAGAGUUCAUAAUAAUGAAAAACUGGGAAUGAGCCCUCUGUCCAUGGAAAUGGAUUAAGAAAUGUAUGAUAUAUUCUUAUGAUGAAAUGUCAUAUGGUAAUUAAAUUAGCUACAGCUACUACAUAAACAUGGAUAGAUCUUGAAAACAAUAUGCCAUUUAUAUUGUUUUACACCUACAAAAUAAUCCUAUGUGCUGUUUAUGAAUGUAUCUGUAUGUAAUUGGAGUUUAACAACGUGGAUCAACAAACUAAAUCCAUGAGUGAGCAGAGAUUCUGCUGGGGAGGGAAGAUGGGACAGGAGAGGGGAGAGUAGGGGACUUCAACUUUUCUGUAAUGUUUUAUUUUGUUUAAAAUAAAGUAUGACAAUGUUGA
Messenger RNA from Cynocephalus volans (Philippine flying lemur), 4458 nucleotides. RefSeq names its product general transcription factor IIIA (gene GTF3A). Gene Ontology annotation, cellular component: nucleus. Bases 1 to 1629 code for a protein of 542 amino acids. NCBI's taxonomy places the organism in Eukaryota, Metazoa, Chordata, Mammalia, Dermoptera, Cynocephalidae. The record is from RefSeq and is a predicted model, not a curated record. The transcript has 12 exons.